GCCGCGGCUUCCGGCGUCAUGGCGGCCUAAGCCCAGCAGCGGCGGUGGCGGCGGCGGCGGCGGCGGCGCGCGGUGGGCCCCUCCCUGCGGAGCGGCCGGCGGCGGCAAUGUGACCGGCGGACGCCGCCGGCUGCCUGGCGUCGCGUCAGCGCCGCGUCGCCCUCAGUCCGCACGGAUGGCGGCGUCCGGCUGCGCGUGGGGCGCCGAGCCGCCGCGCUUCCUGGAGGCCUUCGGGCGGCUGUGGCAGGUGCAGAGCCGCCUGGGCAGCGGGUCCUCGGCGUCGGUGUACCGGGUGCGCUGCUGCGGCACCCCCGGCUCGCCCCCCGGCGCGCUGAAGCAGUUCCUGCCGCCUGGCGCCUCCGGGGCCGCCGCCUCGGCCGCUGAGUAUGGCUUCCGCAAGGAGCGCGCUGCGCUGGAGCAGCUGCAAGGCCACCGCAACAUCGUGACUCUGUAUGGCGUCUUCACCAUCCAUUUCUCCCCCAACGUGCCGUCGCGCUGUCUGCUGCUGGAGCUCCUCGACGUCAGCGUCUCGGAGCUGCUCCUGUACUCCAGCCGCCAGGGCUGCUCCCUGUGGAUGAUCCAGCACUGCGCCCGGGACGUGCUGGAGGCCCUCGCCUUCCUGCACCGCGAGGGCUACGUCCACGCCGACCUCAAGCCGCGGAACAUACUGUGGAGCGCAGAGAGCGAGUGCUUCAAGCUCAUUGACUUUGGGCUGAGCUUCAAAGAGGGCAAUCAGGAUGUGAAGUACAUUCAGACAGACGGGUACCGGGCCCCAGAGGCAGAGCUGCAGAACUGCCUGGCCCAGGCCGGCCUGCAGAGCGACACGGAGUGCACCUCGGCCGUGGACCUGUGGAGCCUCGGCAUCAUCCUGCUGGAGAUGUUCUCCGGGGUGAAGCUGAAGCACACGGUCCGGUCUCAGGAAUGGAAGGCCAACAGCUCCGCCAUCAUCGACCACAUGUUUGCCAGCAAAGCGGUGGUGAACGCCGCCAUCCCAGCCUACCACCUCCGAGACCUCAUCAAAAGCAUGCUCCACGACGACCCGCGCAGGAGGAUCCCCGCCGAGGCCGCGCUCUGCAGCCCCUUCUUCAGCGUCCCGUUCGCAGCCCCUCACGUGGAAGACCUGGUGACGCUCCCCACCCCGGUGCUGCGGCUGCUGAACGUGCUGGAUGGCGCCCACCUGGAGAGCGAGGAGGGCUACGAAGAUGCCGUGGAGGACGUGAGGGAGGAGUGUCAGAAGUUCGGGCCCGUGGUGUCUCUGCUGGUCCCCAAGGAGAGCCCUGGCCGAGGACAGGUUUUUGUCGAGUACGCGAAUGCCGGCGACUCCAAAGCUGCUCAGAAGCUGCUGACGGGAAGGAUGUUUGACGGGAAGUUUGUGGUGGCGACGUUCUACCCGCUGAGCGCCUAUAGGAGGGGCUACCUGUACCAGACCCUGCUUUAGCCAGCGACCUCGGGACGCACGCCCCUCCUCCUCUCCACCCCGGGGUUACCGUGCUCCUCGCGCGGCGCAGCACUUCCACUCUUGUUCCGCCUGUGCAGGCGCAGCCGCUGCUCUGGCACAGGCUGCCCUGCCGACCCGGGCACGGGCAGGACGGGGCCUGGCCGCCGCCCUGCGGGUCCCUGGCGGCGGGCGGGGCGGCCCUCCGGAGUGUCCGGCACUUGCUCCUGAGGCUGGGCGGCCGGCCCCUGUCGGGGAGGGGUCGCCCGCGUCCCGCACUGCGUCUCGGAUGCGUCAGGGAGUCCCGUGGUGCCGAGCGUCCCUUUAAAGAAACUGCAGUGAGCCUGUCUCCGUGUGUGUGUUAAGGCUCUGUAGGCAGGAAGCUGAUGCUUGAUGUUGCACAACUUGCUGUCGCUGUGCUUGCCGGCGCGAGUGCAGGUGUGAGUCAGGAACCCAGGCGGGUCCCUUUGCUGCGAGUCCUGCGAGCGCUCGGCGCGCCCCCGUCCCUGCCGCUGUCCCGCCUGCCCGAGCGAGGGCGCGAGUCUUCUGAGAACCGGCCCGUCUGACAGAGUGGGCGAGAAGCGAGCUUUUGGCUGAGAGGCUCAGGCCGGGAGUCUGGGCCGGGCCCCGUCGGACCGCACAGAGCCCGGUGGUCGGGUCCCGCGGCUUGUCCCCGUCUUCCGCCUGCGUGAGGCCUGUGUGGUGAGCUCACCGUCCUGCUGAGUGUGCUGUGGUCGCUGUUGGCUGUCUCGCGGCGCAGUUCUGCCCCCUGCCGCCGAAAGCCGAGGGGUCCGGAAAAGAAGGAGGCACUUGUCAGGUGAAGGGAAAAGAAAAACCGCAGACAGACAGCGGGCGACCCAGAUUUCUCCUGUUCUGCGCCUUUCCCUCCCCGCCCGGCCCCCAGCCUCGGCCCAGUCCUGCCUUCGCCGAGGAUGGAGCUGGAGGGGCCGCGUCCUGCGCGGCCUUGUUGGGCAGGCGGGGAGCUAGGAAGGGUGCAGCUGUGCAGGAGAGCGUGGCAGCAGGGGCAGCCCCCGGGAGAGGGUGCCGGGCGGGGUCCUGCUCCUCCCACUGCACGGGGACUGUCAGGGUGGGAGUCGAAACCUUGAUGAAGCACUGACUCUACAGAAAAAGAGGACGCAGUAUGGAUUCGUCCUUGUUUCCUUACCUAAGUGAAAUUGCUAUUUAUUUGCUUUUUUCCAAGGAAGCCAACUUUUAUCUCCUUCCCUGAUGGAAGCCUCCUGUGUGGGCCGUGCUGGUCCCCGAGAGCCCAGAUAGAACCCGCCCACGAGAGGGGGAGCCCUGUCACUCUGCCCUGCAGGACCGACGGGCGCGUUGGCUCCCCAUAGCCUCCUGGCUCUUUCGGGCUCUUCCUCGAUGUUUGCUAGGAAGCAGGGUGGUGUAUGGAGGCUGGUGUGUGACUUGCCAAAGGCCGGUGGCCUGGUCCCGGGGUGCGUGACAUGGGAACUUCCAGUCCCUGCCCUUCGGAGGCAGGGCUGCGGCGGCUCACGCGGGCCCUUGCGGGCCCUCGCAGGCCCUCGCAGAGGCUGGUGGCCGGCUGAUUGGCCGCUCGUGCACGAGGGUGUGGCUAGGGUGGCCGGGGCCCAGGUCCCCCAGAACAGGUGUUGGGGAGGGGGGCGGCCAUGUCCACGGCGAUUCGCUGCCAGGCCUCCCGUGGGUCCUGGUGAACCUGCAGCACGCAUGGUUCCUUGGGAGGGCAGGUGUCCUAGGCGCGCGCAGGCGCCUCCUGCUCCCCUGCCGCCGCCGCCGCCCAGGCCCUUAGAU
Pteronotus mesoamericanus is the source of this 3217-nucleotide messenger RNA. It is a transcript of the gene UHMK1, whose product is annotated as U2AF homology motif kinase 1. Bases 176 to 1438 code for a protein of 420 amino acids. Gene Ontology annotation, cellular component: nucleus; neuronal ribonucleoprotein granule. Gene Ontology annotation, molecular function: ATP binding; protein serine/threonine kinase activity; ribonucleoprotein complex binding. The transcript has 8 exons. The record is from RefSeq and is a predicted model, not a curated record. Gene Ontology annotation, biological process: regulation of protein export from nucleus; peptidyl-serine phosphorylation; positive regulation of translational initiation. NCBI's taxonomy places the organism in Eukaryota, Metazoa, Chordata, Mammalia, Chiroptera, Mormoopidae.